Molecule: messenger RNA, 1401 nt
Organism: Corylus avellana
Lineage: Eukaryota; Viridiplantae; Streptophyta; Magnoliopsida; Fagales; Betulaceae
Cellular component (GO): nucleus
Molecular function (GO): zinc ion binding; mRNA binding
Source: RefSeq, a predicted model, not a curated record
AUUUUUCAUUUAAAAAAACAGGCUCCCCACUCACACAAAGACUGAGCAAAUUUUUUCGGUGCGUGAGAGAGAUUGAUGGCUGGGAAGGAAGCGAACCGGAUAUUUGUUGGAGGAUUGUCGUGGAACGUCACGGAGCGACAGCUCCACGAUGCUUUCGGCCGAUUCGGCAAAAUUGUCGAAUGUCAGAUCGUGAUGGAAAGAGAUACAGGCCGUCCACGUGGAUUUGGGUUCAUUACAUUUGCAAAUCGUCGAGGAAUGGAAGAUGCAAUCCUGGUGAUGCAUGGACAGGAAUUUGGUGAUCGGGUCAUCUCAGUGAACAAGGCGAACAAGGCCCAACAAAAAAUGGUAGGAGAAGAUUUAGAGCAUGGAUAUUGGGGAGGAGGCUACUCAUCUGGUGGAAGGGGAAGACCUGGAGGAGGAGAUUGGUCUACUGCACAAGUUGACUGUUACAAUUGUGGGUAUGCAGGGCAUCGGGCCCGAGACUGCCCCUUAGCAGGUGGAGAAGAUUUAGAUCAUGGCUAUAGGGGUGGAGGCUACUCGUCUGGUAGAAAGGGAAGCUAUGGGGGAGGAGAUAAGUCUACUGGGAAAGAUGGCUGUUUCAAGUGUGGGCGCCUAGGGCAUUGGGCUCGGGACUGCCCCUUAACAGGUGGAGAUGAUUUAGAGCAUGGCUAUAGGGGAGGAGGCUACUUGUCUGGCGGAAGGGGAAGCUAUGGGGGAGGAGACAGAUCUGCUGGGAAAGAUGGUUGUUUCAAGUGUGGGCGCCCAGGGCAUUGGGCCCGGGACUGCUUCUUAGCAGGUGGUGAUCGAGGUGGGGGUGGAGGUUUAUUUUCUUCACAUUCUAGGUUUAGAGGGGGUGGUGGCCGCGGGGAUCGCUACAUAGAUGAUCAUGAUGAUGGUGGUCACGAUGGAGAUAGGGAUCAUUUUGACAACAUAGAGGACAACUACGGGAGUCGUGAUCAUCUCCAUGUUGGUGACAGGCAAGAGGAUCUGUUGGGUGAUUUCAACCUUCAAGAGAAAGAGAUGCUUCGCCUUAUGCAAGAAGGAAUGCGCAUUAAGCAAGAAAAGCUUCGAUUGGAACAAGUGAAAGAGGAAGAAAGAAUUAUGCUGACAGAUACAAGUGGCAUGUCUCAAAUGCAACAAAAAUAUUAUCAGCGACGCAAAAAGGAAAUCCUUCAAGGUCGAAGUAGGAAUUCCUAGUUAGUCAAUGAUAUACUUCGUCGGAUACUGUGCAAGAGGAAAUGUUGCCCGGAGCCAUGCUAAAGUUUAUAGAGGACCUAUUUAUUUAUAUUCAGGAGCCUCUACUUGAAGCCCAAAAAUGAAAAGAAAAGAAAAACUCUAUUUAUGUUCUAAACUUUUAAUAUUGUUUUAAUUGAACAAAACAGUGAAGGGUUGAUUCUGCCA